UUGUACCUUGCCAAAUAUUUAUUAGCUCUAGCAGUCUUUUGAUGGAGUGUUUGGAUCUUCUAAGUAUAGGGUCAUAUUGUCUACAAACAGUGAUAAUUCGACUUAUCCCUUCUUGAUUUUUAUCCCUUGUAUUUUGUUCUCUUGGCAGGCAACACUUUUUGAGUCUUUAGAGGAAAUACAAGAUAAUGUACAUAAGUCAUCUAUACUAGGACUUAACAUUCUAGAUAAUGUUUUUCCUUUUAAAAAACAUACAAAAUGUAGAAAGUUAAUGUAAACAUUCCACAAGCAGAGAAUUGACAUGUAAGUUCCUCAAAUAGCCAUCAGAGAUGACUUCAAGAUCCUGGGAUUCACUGAGUGGCUUUUCAGAGUUACAGGUGACCAUGGCAUUUGAAUCUACUAUGAAGCCCCCCAUUUGUUUAGUGGAAAACAGGAAUGAGCAGCUGACAAUGAAUUCAGAAGACUUGAGAAUUCUUGACAAGAUAUGUCAACCUGUGGUGGUGGUGUCCACUGUAGGGACAUAUCGUACGGGGAAAUCCUACCUCAUGAAUCAUCUUUCAGGACAGAAUCAUGGCUUCCCUCUGGGUUCCACAGUGAGGGCUGAAACCAAGGGCAUCUGGAUGUGGUGUGUGCCCCACCCCAGCAAGCCAAACCACACCCUGGUCCUCCUGGACACUGAGGGCCUGGGAGAUGUGGAAAAGCUAAGAUCCCAGCUAUGUGACUGAACUAACACAACUAAUCAGGGCAAAAUCUGACCCCACACCAGAUGAAGUAGAGGACUUCUCUGAGUUUGUAAGUUUCUUUCCAGACUUUCUUUGGACUCUUCGAGAUUUCACACUGGAACUGAAGUUGGAUGGACACCCCAUCACAGAAGAUGAGUACCUGGAGAAUGCCUUG
Messenger RNA from Marmota monax (woodchuck), 894 nucleotides. RefSeq names its product guanylate-binding protein 6-like. Lineage: Eukaryota; Metazoa; Chordata; Mammalia; Rodentia; Sciuridae. Bases 327 to 722 code for a protein of 131 amino acids. The record is from RefSeq and is a predicted model, not a curated record. The transcript is spliced from 3 exons. Gene Ontology annotation, molecular function: GTP binding; GTPase activity. Gene Ontology annotation, biological process: defense response to protozoan; defense response to Gram-positive bacterium.